Molecule: messenger RNA, 2739 nt
Organism: Episyrphus balteatus (marmalade hoverfly)
Lineage: Eukaryota; Metazoa; Arthropoda; Insecta; Diptera; Syrphidae
Product: SANT and BTB domain regulator of class switch recombination
Exons: 8
Coding region: 299-2635 (778 amino acids)
Source: RefSeq, a predicted model, not a curated record
CAAUGAAUAAAGCUUUACGCCUUUGAAAAAAUUGUAAAAAGUCAAUUAGGCCAUUAUGGCAUACCAAUAUCCUUAUAUCAAUUUACUGAAAAAACAGUCCAAAAAAAUCAAACAAAUUAUGUACCUAUUCCGUUGAACUACAAUGUGUUGUAUGCAUUUCCAAACAUGUUGCCAUGGGAAAGACGAAAAAAUGUUUUUAUUAUUGCAAUAUUUUUAUUUAGGCAAAAGUUAAAUGUAAAGCAAUUUUAAAACAUAAAUUUACACAAAAAUAUCUAAAGAAAAGAUUCAAAUUGUCACUAUGGAAAAUACCGACGAACAAGAAAUUCAAAUUAAUGAAUUUCUAAAAUUUUUAAAAACAUCUUGUCACGUAAACGAUUUGAUAAGAGAUUCAAAAGAAUCAACAGCAAAUUCUCAAUCAAUUGAUUUCGAUGAACUUGCUUCAAAUAAAAUUAUCAAAAAUCUUUAUGGAUUUAGUAAGAUUGUAACUUCGGAAAAUAUUCAAGAUACUCCUCCUCCAUCAUCGACAAUGGAUAUUCAAUUAGAAAAAUCAGUUAUAGAUUGUCGUACUAACGGCCGUGGCAGAGGUCUAUCGAUAAGUAAUGUCAGUAAGCAAAGAUCCAAUUUAAAAGGACCCAAUGGUGGUGGUGACUCUGAACAACAAAAACCUAAAGUUCAUCCCAAGCUUUCUGAAAAAUUGGACUAUCUUAUAAAUGAAGGAGUUUUGGAUUCAGUACUUCCAUUUGUUUGCCCUGUUGUCACUGCCAGAAAUCUUUGCCAUGGAGUCCAGAAAGGAAGUUCUAAAAUGAAAACGUUGGAAAAUAGUCCUACAAUGGCUACGGCCAUUGUUCUCUCGAAAUCUCUAUCAUCUGUAAAUAUUGAUGGUGAAGAUGGAUCAAAUGUAGAAGAGUCAAAAGAACCAGCUCCAUUAGCCCAGAUAGCAGAAGAAGCUGGGGUAUCUGUUCUGCAAAAAGAUACCAAAAUUAUGCCAAGACGAAAGUCUUCCACAUGUUCUCGUUCAAACUUAAGUUUUGAUAACAAAAAGCAGGACAUUGAAGUCGUAAUUCAUGUCUGUGACGAAAUAAAGAGCACAUCUCGGGAUUUCACCUGCCCACAAAAGCUUUUAGUUAGUAAAAUGGGUUACUUUACUGAUGUCACUGCUGGACAAAAGCUCGAAGACAUGGAUAUUUCUGUACAUUGCGAUAUUCAAAUAUUCGAAUGGCUUAUGAAAUGGAUUAAGAAAACUCCCGACCAACAAGAUUCACUGCCUCAAUUAGAUGCUACUAAUGUAGUUCCAAUUUUAGUUUCUGCCAGUUUUCUUCAAAUGGAACCUCUUCUUCUAGAUUGUUUGUCUUUUUGUCAUGCUCGUCUAAGUGAUGUUGUACGCUCAUCAACCAAUUUGUCAUGCUUAAACGAUUCGAUUAUAACUCGAUUAGCUGCUAUGUUUACAAAUUUAGAGCUAGAAGUUGUUAAAGAUAAAAAAGAACGUGUAACACCACGUCUAUGGACUAAGCUUAUUCAAAGCCUUACCGAGCCAGAGCCACAAGCUCUACGUGGACAUUAUUUUAGUUUAGCUGGGUUAUUUCGUUGCUCAAGGUGCUGCAAAUGUAUAACUCAGACUAUGAGCUCGUAUAUUAGUUGUGUACCAUCAAACAUUCGUCUUAAUCGAUGGGGACAGUUAGUCAGCCAACAUACUCGAGAUGCAGCUUGGGAUUUAUCCAAUUACAUAUCAUCGUUGUUCAAAGAAUUAAAGUCUUGGCGUAAAGUCUAUUGGAAGCUCUGGGGACACUGUCAUUUUCUUUAUUGUUGUAUUUGUGAAAGUCAUUUUCCUGUUUAUCAGAUGACUUGGUGUCGUUUUCAUCCGGACGGGGCUCAAUUUUUGGGACCAGUUACUGAAGGACGAGUUGCUGGUCCAGCGGGACGAUAUCCAUGUUGUGGUCAACAGGCAUUUCGAUAUGAAACACUACCUGGACCAAAUGGAUGUCAAUUUAGGGAGCACAGCGUUCUCAUAGAAAAUGAUCGAGACAGAGCUAUAUUGAAUUUAUUGCAAAUCGCAUCAGAAGGUGGCAAUCUUUUUGAAACUCCACCAACGAAGCUACGUGAAGAAGUUUCUAAUAAUUUAAUGGAACCAAGAUGGAUUGGUUUAUGUUUGAUGCCAACCAAAUGUAGACCUGGACUUUUGCCUAUACUCAGCACAGAAGAACAUAACACAAAAUUAUCGCGAAGACUACGUCUGGGUGCUUCGCAUUUUGCAGAAUCAAGUAGUGAAACUGACACAAGCAACACUCCGGAAAAAUCGAAACAAUUUGCACCACGAUAUUUUUCCACAAGCAGUGACGGUUGCGAAUCAGAGAGUAGCAGUUUGAAAAGAGUAUGCAGAAGAAGGACCAGAAGACAACCAGAGUUAUCCGGUAGAUUUUGGUCUGGUGAAUUAUCAGCAAGAAGCAAUCAGGAUCACCAGAGAGAGUUUGAGGAAAAAAUAAUGAAGCAAGUUGCUGCAGCAGUUGGUAAGAAGACCGGUAGCGAUAUCAAUACAACUCAGAAUAAUUCCACAAAUAGUGGAUCAUAUAUUCGCCUGGAAGCAGAAUGGAAAGAACAGUUAAAACAAAAGAAUACAAAUAAACAAAAAUUCAAAUAGAAUAAAUUAAAAUUGCAAAAACUAGCAAAUAUGUUAAACAAAAAAUUAAAAAUAUAGGGAGAAAUAUUUAGUUUUUAAAUAAAAUCAAAUAAUUUUUUUUUUUA